AUGUUAUCGUGGAACUUAGCUUGCGCUCCUUAUUCCAGGGGCGUGGCAAGGUCCGCACGUCUGCAAUUACGGCCAUCGCCUCGAGUCCAUGCGCGACUCUGGCGGUUUCAUGCAAUCGAGAGCAUCCGAAGCUACUCAACCCCGUUCCACGAUGAAUCCGCCUCAAAGCGAUCGCUUUCGAGUGAGCCGCCCGUCACUGCCUUCCCUGAAGGUGCUUCAAACAAUGUCACUAACCAAACCACAGUCCCCGCCUCCCCUAGGUUCAACGAAAUCGGCGUUCAGCAACUGAGCGACUAUGUCCACCCCCAAGUCUUCCCAAGCAAAGGCCGAACGCCAAACCCUGAGCUGAUCGCCCUGUCCCGAGAUCACCUUGCGAGACAUGACCUGCUAGGCAAAUCACAAACCGGAGCGGAACCUAUUGCGUUUGAUCUCCCAGCGAUCCAAGGCAAGACGCUUGACGAGCAUUUCCACAAGCUAGGCAUGGAUGCAUCCGAGCCAUAUCUAUCCAACGCUAAGUAUUACGCAAGUGUGAGCUGUCCAUCGAAACCGCGAAAAUGGGUGAAACGAAGUGGGUGGACCAAAUAUAAUGCAGAUGGGACUUCCGAGCCAGUGGAUGCGCCCAACGAAGAAAUGAUCACAUUCGAUACGGAGGUUAUGUACAAAGAUCAUCCAUUUGCGGUGAUGGCAUGCGCGCCACGUAUUGUUGUUGGCCAUAAUAUUGGAUACGACCGAGCGCGCGUUUUGGAGGAAUAUGACUUGCGCCAAACGAACAACUUCUUCCUGGAUACCAUGUCACUUCAUGUCGCUGUAAAUGGAAUGUGUUCUCAGCAGAGACCAACAUGGAUGCGCCAUAAGAAGAACAAGGAUUUAAGAGACAAGAUCGCGAAUGAUCAUAAUUCGGUGGAAUUGGCUUCCCUGGUUGAGAACAAUAUGCUGAGAGAAGAAGAGGAAGAGCUUUGGGUGGGCCGGAGCUCAGUGAACUCCCUACGCGAUGUGGCCAAAUUCCACUGCGACGUGACUAUUGAUAAGGCGCAGCGAGAUUUCUUCGGGGAGUUGGAUAGAGAGACUCUAUUGACAAAACUCGAGGAGCUCCUGGAUUACUGUGCUGCUGAUGUUUCCAUCACCCAUCGUGUCUACCGAAAGGUCUUCCCUAACUUCUUAGAAACAUGCCCACACCCGGUGAGCUUUGGUGCGCUACGGCACCUGUCGUCUGUGAUCCUUCCUGUGAACCAGACAUGGCAGCAGUAUCUGGAAGAUGCGGAGCGAACGUACCAUAAACGACUUGAUGAUGUGCAACGGAAACUGAUUGAACUGUGUGAUGAAGCUUUGAAAAUUAAAGAGCAGCCCGAGGUCUAUACGGCUGAUCCAUGGCUGCAGCAGCUGGACUGGUCUGGCCAAGAGAUUAAAAUGGUCAAAGGGAAGAAGAAGGGCGAUCCGCCACGCCCUGCUGCUCGGCAGAAGAAACCCGGGAUGCCUAAAUGGUACAAAGAUCUGUUCCCAUCCAGCAAUGCCGACAUCAACCUUACUGUGCGAACUCGGAUUGCGCCGAUCCUGCUCAAAUUAUCAUGGGAUGGUUAUCCGCUGAUUUGGUCUGACAAACACGGGUGGACUUUCCGAGUUCCUCAUGAUCAACUCAAGAAGUACGAAAAUCAACCUGUGAUCCGCUGUGACAUGGCCGAGGAGAAAAUCAUUGAGCUCCGCGAUGACCGGAAAAAUGCAUAUUUCAAGAUUCCUCACAAGGACGGGCCACAGGCCCGGUGCACAAACCCUCUGGCCAAGGGCUACAUGCAAUACUUUGAACGUGGAAUAUUGUCGUCUCAAUACGCACUUGCCAAGGAGGCUCUGGAUAUGAAUGCGUCCUGCUCUUACUGGAUCAGUGCGCGAGAUCGUAUCAUGGGUCAAAUGGUGGUCUACCAGGAUCAAAUCCAGGAGCAAGCGGCUGCGACAGGAGACGACGACCAUCGACUAGGUUUUAUUCUACCUCAAGUGAUUCCCAUGGGGACAAUCACCCGCCGAGCUGUGGAGAAUACCUGGCUGACAGCAAGCAAUGCGAAGGCCAAUCGAGUUGGCUCGGAACUCAAAGCUAUGAUCAAAGCGCCACCUGGAUAUGCAUUUGUUGGGGCGGAUGUUGAUUCGCAAGAGCUUUGGAUUGCAAGUCUCGUUGGUGACGCAUCUUUCCAGAUCCAUGGUGGCAAUGCAAUUGGUUUCAUGACUUUGGAAGGCUCCAAAUCUCAGGGAACUGAUUUGCAUUCUCGCAGCGCAAGCAUCCUCGGAAUUUCUCGCAAUGACGCCAAGGUCUUCAACUAUGGUCGUAUAUAUGGAGCCGGCGUCAAGUUUGCUGCUACUCUUCUUCGCCAAUUCAACCCCUUGCUGACAGAGAAAGAGACCCAGCAGACGGCAGCAAAUCUGUACAAGGAGACUAAGGGCGUCAGAACCAGCCGUCGUCUUCUAAGCGACAAUCCUUUCUGGCGCGGUGGUACUGAAUCUUUCGUCUUCAAUAAAUUAGAAGAAUUCGCCGAUCAGGAAAGACCCCGUACGCCAGCUCUCGGCGCCGGGAUCACUGAAGCGCUCAUGCGUCGCUUCAUCAACAAAGGCAGCUUCAUGACGUCUCGGAUCAACUGGGCUAUCCAGUCAUCCGGUGUCGACUACCUUCACCUGCUGAUUGUUGCUAUGGACUAUCUGAUCCGACGAUUCAAUAUCCAAGCUCGCUUAGCGAUUACUGUGCAUGAUGAAAUCCGAUAUUUGUCAAAAGAAGAAGAUAAGUACCGUACUGCUUUGGCAUUACAAGUUGCCAACGUCUGGACGCGUGCCAUCUUUUCCCAGCAAGUGGGCAUUGAUGACCUGCCACAGUCGUGUGCCUACUUUUCAGCCGUUGAUGUCGACCACGUUCUCCGCAAGGAAGUUGACAUGGACUGCAUCACUCCCUCCCACCCCCACGGCAUUGCACCUGGAGAAACUUUGGACAUUUCUCAGUUGCUAGACAAAGGUCAAAAGGCGUUCCUUGAUCCGUCUAUAGUCCCCGUAUCCCCACCACGCCCCGAGAAAUACCCCUAUACCCCACGGGAGUCUGUCAUGUCUGCUCUCCAGGGAUCUAACGAUCUUGCUUUCAUCAGAGCUCAAAUCACCAAAGACGAUAAGGAGCUUCGCGAGAUCAUCAAAGAGCAAACCCAGGCCGCUGCUACAACCAAAAAACCCUCAACUCGCUCGACCACCACGAAGUCUCGAGGCAAGUCGACUGGUUGGGCCUCAGCAGAGCCCCAGCGGGCCGUUCUCAUGGACGUGGAGUCCGGCCUCUAUCCUGAUUUCCGAACACCACCACGAACUCCCUCUCCCAGCUCCCAAACCCUCUACCGUCCUACCUGGAAAUCUCGACCGUCGGCUCGGGCAUAG
Penicillium chermesinum is the source of this 3390-nucleotide messenger RNA. RefSeq names its product DNA-directed DNA polymerase gamma MIP1. The coding region runs from base 1 to 3390 and encodes 1129 amino acids. Gene Ontology annotation, molecular function: 3'-5' exonuclease activity; DNA-directed DNA polymerase activity; DNA binding. The transcript has 2 exons. Gene Ontology annotation, biological process: mitochondrial DNA replication. The record is from RefSeq and is a predicted model, not a curated record. Lineage: Eukaryota; Fungi; Ascomycota; Eurotiomycetes; Eurotiales; Aspergillaceae. Gene Ontology annotation, cellular component: mitochondrion; gamma DNA polymerase complex.